This is a messenger RNA of Megalobrama amblycephala (Wuchang bream), 518 nucleotides long. RefSeq names its product Fc receptor, IgE, high affinity I, gamma polypeptide like (gene fcer1gl). The record is from RefSeq and is a predicted model, not a curated record. Gene Ontology annotation, molecular function: IgE receptor activity. NCBI's taxonomy places the organism in Eukaryota, Metazoa, Chordata, Actinopteri, Cypriniformes, Xenocyprididae. Gene Ontology annotation, biological process: cell surface receptor signaling pathway. The transcript has 6 exons. Gene Ontology annotation, cellular component: Fc-epsilon receptor I complex. The coding region runs from base 16 to 357 and encodes 113 amino acids.
UAUUGGUGUAAGUGCAUGAGAGUUACUCUUCCUCUUAACUCUUCUCUGCUCGACUCUCCCUCUGUUUCUCACUUCAGAGGAAAGAUGCAGUUGCUGGACUUCUGUCUGAUUCUUCUGCUCAACGCUGGACGAGUUGCCGCCCAGAACGAUGCAAGUGGAAAUGUGUGUUACAUUCUGGACGGGAUUCUGAUCAUUUACGGCGUCGUUUUGACCAUCCUUUACUGCAGAUUGAAGAUGAUUUCGUCUCAAAGCAGCUUCUCAAAGAAAGGAGACGGAGACAUCUAUCAGGAUCUGGGCCGUCGUGAUCAGGACACCUACGACACUCUUCAUGGGAUGAAGAAAAAGCCUCUGGCCUGAAGCUGUUCCUGAGAACGCCGGCCUGCUCUGUUCAUAAUGAAGCUUCGUUAAUCUCUGUCCUCGUCAUCAGCAUGUGUCUUUGAGACAGACGUCAUGGUUAAUCUGUAAAAUAUGUGUGUAAGGCUCUUUAUGCUAACAUAAUAAAAUUAUAUUUCUAACUA